CUCUCUCUCUCUCCGUGUGCUUACUCUUUCUCACCGUGUGCCUCUCUCUCUCUCUCUCUCUCUCUCUCUCUCGUGUGUAUAUAUAUAGACGAUAUCAUUCAGAAGCCAUAAGAGAUUUUGUGAGACUUUUGUGUAUUGCUUUCCCAUUCAUCUGAUUUCAGAUAAGAGGGACAUCUGCAGACACUCGAAAAUAUGACGGAGCGAAUUCACCCCACCAACUCCCCACCAUCCUCCGGUGAAGCUCCACCGACAUCUUCCAGAACAUCCUCCGCGGAAGCACCACAGCCGCCACUGACAUCUCCCAGAACUGCAGGCUCCCCGGCGCCGGGGACUUACGUGAUCCAAAUCCCCAAGGACACGAUAUACCGCUACCCGCGGCCGGAGAACGCCCGCCGCUACGAGAAAAAAAUUGCCCGGCAAAAGCCGCGGCGCAGCUGCUGCCGUUGCUUCUGCUGCUGGACGCUCGGAGUCCUUGCACUCGUCGUUUUCCUCCUCGCCGCCGCGGCCGGCAUCCUCUACCUCGUCUUCCGCCCCGAGGCCCCUAAGUACUCCAUCGAAGAGAUCGCGAUCAGCGGCUUCAACCUGACGUCGCCUUCCGCGAUCUCGCCGGAAUUUGACGUCACCGUCAGAGCCGAAAACCCCAACGACAAGAUCGGGAUCUACUACGGGAAGGGAAGCUCCGUCAGUGUCUACUACUCCGACGUGAAUCUCUGUAACGGAAACUUACCGGCGUUUUACCAGCCGUCGAACAAUGUAACGGUUUUCCAGACGGCGUUAAAGGGCUCGAAGAUUUUGUUAACGAGCGCCGUGAACGCGGCAUUAGCGAGCGAGCAGAAGCAAGGGGAGGUGCCGUUCUCGAUACGCAUGAAGGUCCCCGUUAAGAUCAAGUUCGGCGCCGUUAAGACGUGGACGAUCACCGUUAAGGUCACGUGCGAGGUGGCGGUGGAUGGCUUGACGACGUCGUCGAAGAUCGUUUCUAGCGAUUGCAAAAAGAGUUUGAAAAUAUGGUAGUAGUAGUUGGGACUUGGGGGGUGGGUUGAUCCUUUCUUGGUUGUAGAGAAUUUUGCACAGAGAAAAAUAAGACUCACGGACAGUUCGAUCUCCUCUGUCCCGAAAAUUUUCGUGCCUCUAAUGUCGAGAGAUUUUUCGAUUGUUGGAUUAUGUGAUUUUUAUCCAAUAGCCGGAAAACUCCUCUGUAUAGAGAUACAGAAAUUUUCGGCAAAAAUAUCCUACGACGGUGUCGAUUAGAAUAGUUAUUGUUUAUUUUUUCCUCAGUAAAUCCUCCGUCUUUUUAGUUUGGAUUGGUUGCUGUUGAUGCAACGUUCUUUGUACAAGUUUUCAUGCAAUAUUAAAUAUAUUCUUUUGGAGUGAA
This is a messenger RNA of Rhododendron vialii, 1372 nucleotides long. Its product is annotated as NDR1/HIN1-like protein 13. The transcript is spliced from 3 exons. Lineage: Eukaryota; Viridiplantae; Streptophyta; Magnoliopsida; Ericales; Ericaceae. Bases 193 to 1011 code for a protein of 272 amino acids. Gene Ontology annotation, cellular component: plasma membrane. The record is from RefSeq and is a predicted model, not a curated record.